ACUAAACUCUGCCAAAGCCAAAAUCCACCAAAGAAUUGACAUGUGACAUCCUGAUAGUGGUGACCGAAGGGGCUACAGCACUGGCAAGGUCCUUAAACGCCUCUGCUACUUGGAGGACUGUGAGGUCAGGCAGCUUACAGGUGACACUCUUUUAAAAGGUACUCCUGAAAUAAAAAAGGUCAAUUCCUAUCAUUUUAGUCUGUAAAAUCUUUUGCAGUUUUUUAUCAAAUACUGCUUCUUAUUACAUGGCAUUUGCAAUACUUCUAAUCGUCUGACGUCCUGAAUGUCACACCGCAGCCUCAAUCUGGACAGGACUGUUGUUUGGUACAUUGUAAUGGAUUAUUCUGUAAUAACCACUCGUAUGGACUUUAUCCGUUACAUAAACAUUUUCAGUGAAAUGAGCCUGAUCUCAUACAGUAUGUCUUUUGUGAAGUAUAUAUGUGUGUGUGUGUGUGUGUGUGUGUGUGUGUGUGUGUGUGUGUGUGUGUGUGUGUGUGUGUGUUGGUUUUUGUGAUUUAUGAGGACAUUUCACAUGAAUACACGCCACACUAUGAGGACAUUUUGUAUUAUGAGGACAGGGUUGGUGUCCUCAUAAUACGGGCAAUGUAGAAGUGCUUCUAGGGGUAAGAGGAGCUUAAAUUCAAAUUUUCUCUGAAAGUCCCUAUAAAUCACAAUGAUCAGACUUUGUGUAUGACGUGUGUAUCGAGACUGCGCCCCUGUAGGCCGGUCCGGUGUAAUGCACCUCCUAAUUAAUAUUCAUAUUUGUGUAUGGAAUCGGAGGUUCUGAUUGGAUGACCACCAGAUGUCCUCAUAAUUUCGGAUUUUGCCAAACCACUGUGUUAAACGCACUUACAAGAAGGACGGUAACUAUAGCGAUAACAAUUAAGAAAUAGUCAAAAUAGUUCUAAAUAUAAUAUAAUAUCAGAAUCCAGAGCACACAUGAAACACACAAAAAAGAAAAAAUAUCACUUUUGAAACGAUUUCACUGAUUGAUGACGCCUUCUCACACCUGACCCAAGCCAUUUGCGGAUAAGUCAUCGGUGCGAAGGGACGUAAGGAAAUGACAGCAACAACAAGAUCUCAAAGGGCCAAGCUAAAGCCAAAUGAUGAAGCUGCAUAUUAUAUAUCUAUGUCAAAAGACAAGGAUGGGUUUGAAAUAAAAUUCAUAAAUUCAUUCAAAGGUCGGGGUGUCUUCAGUUGUCGUCACUUUCAAAAGGGUGAUUUUCUUUUUGAGUAUCGAGGACGAGUCUUAACUAAGGAGGAAUAUGAACGAAGACAUAGUGAACUUGAAGUCUUUUUGUUUGAGUUUCGUUUUGAUGGAAGACAACUAUGGGUUGAUGCUUCCAAAGAUGAUGGCUCUUUAGGGAGACUUGUCAACGACGAUCAUGUGAACCCCAACAGUAAAAUGAAAAUCAUUACUGUGAACAGAAAGCCCCAUCUUUGCUUAUUUGCAGUAAAGAACAUCAGUCCUGGGGAUGAGAUUAUGUAUAACUAUGGGGAUUCUGACUGGCCAUGGAGAAACAAGGUAACUUUUGAGACAGAACAACAGUCACACCAUUCGAUCAAUUGUGCUGGAGACAAUGAUGGAACACAGAAGGUAUUUGUUUGUAAAGUGUACAUGAGUAAUUUACCUCAAGUUUAAUCCUAUUUAUACUUAUUUUGAUGAUAGACAAACUGUUUUAGCAGGGCACUUUGUAUUUAAGCAUGUUAAUGUGUUAAUACUUCUUCAUUUUGAAUGUGCACAGGUAACUUCUGAGACAGAACAACAGUCACACCGUUCGAUCAACUGUGCAGGAGACAAUGAUGGAA
Misgurnus anguillicaudatus (oriental weatherfish) is the source of this 1809-nucleotide messenger RNA. The record is from RefSeq and is a predicted model, not a curated record. Lineage: Eukaryota; Metazoa; Chordata; Actinopteri; Cypriniformes; Cobitidae.